ACCAAUAUUUUCGCUAUAAAAAAUAUCUUCGUUGCUAAGGAAACGAAUUCAAUUAAUUUUCAUCAUCCACUUGUUUCAUUAUUUGUAAGGAAUUGUUUAUAUUUAUUUCCAUUUUGAACAAGUUCCGUAGAAAGCACAACACUUUCCAUCCAUUUUCCAGGGAAUCCGUCCUGAUUUUCCUGGAAAAUUUUUUAGUUUCUAGUUUUUCUGGAUUCAAAACCCUCGCCCCUCAAAUUUUGCUUCCAAAACCCGCAAGGUUAUUUCAGUUCCUAGUGGGAUUUCGAUGGGGCUACAGCAAUCCAAAGACGAGCUGCUCUAUCAGCAAGUUAGCUAUGGAAACAUCGAAGGGAUCAAAGCCCUUUGCAGAGAAGGCGCAGGCCUUGAGUGGAUUGACAGAGAGGGGAAAACCCCAUUGAUCUUGGCAUGUAUAAAUCCUGGACUUUAUAAUGUUGCGAAAGCCUUGAUUGAACUUGGCGCAAACGUCAACGCCUAUCGCCCCGGUCGCAAUGCUGGGACUCCUCUACAUCAUGCAGCUAAAAAAGGGCUAGAAGAUAUUGUUAAUUUACUUCUGUCACAUGGAGCAAAUGUGUUAAUCAUGAAUGAUGACUGUCAAACUCCUCUUGACGUUGCUAGGGCAAAAGGGCACACCAAUGUUGUCCGUGCGAUUGAGAGGCAUAUUUGCUUAUUCUCUGGUUGGUUGCGGGAGUUUUAUGGUCCUGGAUUUCUUGAAGUACUUGCUCCUCUAUUGGUUUCAAGAAAAGUUUGGGUUGUUGUUUUGCCAAGUGGUUCCCGCAAACCUACCAAGCCUUUCAAGUUGGAACUUGCCAUAUAUUCUAGUAUGCAGGACGCCCGACCACGGACAGUUGUUGCGUUGUGGAAAGUCAAUUUGGAAGAACCGAAGUUACACCAGUCUGAUCCUUCUGUUGUAAUUCAUGAUAGCUCCACAAUCCCAAGAGGCAGGAGGCGGAGAAGAAGCAUUUACAUCUCCCAAGAGGCUAGGUGUAGGCAUCAAAAAGUUAGGCAAACACGCAUCAAACUUGCAUCUGCAGAUGAAAAUGAUAAGCAACAACUUCAGUGGUUUUGCAAUGCAUGCAAAGGAAUUCCACAGGCACGUCCUGCAUUUUUGGCUAACAACCAGCCCCCAGUUGUUCCAGCAACUGCACCACCACCUGCAGAAGAUUUAGAGUUGGACAUGGCUAUCAAUGCCUCCAUUCAGUCUGCUUUGCAGGAGAGACCGUCCUUUCCUGAUGCACACCUGACCUAUGAAGCAAGUGCAUCCAGUAGUGAUAAUGGUUGGAGCACAUCCUCCAUGAAUACUGGCAUCUAUAAUGGUUGGGAUGCACCAACUGCUGAUCCAAAUGCAAGUAGUAGCAGUGAGUGGCCAGGGAAUGAAAGUAGCCAGAAAACGGAAAUCCAGGAUAUCUCUUCCAUCCAAACAGCUCCUACUCCAGAUAUAAUCCCAUCAGCUCCACCAGUUGCAGAUGAGGAGCCUAUUCACUAUCCAUCAAUUGAUUUCAGUCCUAUUGAUAUGCCAUCCCCAAGUGUUGAAGGUAUACCUGCUAAACUUAAUGAAAAGAAAGGUGGAAGUGAUUCUUCUUCUUGUGUGAUUUGUUUGGAUGCUCCGGUUGAAGGAGCUUGCAUCCCAUGUGGGCAUAUGGCUGGAUGCAUGUCUUGUUUGGGUGAGAUUAAAGCUAAGAAAUGGGGUUGCCCUGUCUGUCGGGCCAAGAUUGACCAGAUCGUAAGGCUGUAUGCUGUAUGAUCCUCGAACCAGCAUAUAAUGAAGCUCUACAUGGUUACUGCAACUUGAACACCAUGAAGCUUUGUAUUCUUUUUUGUGUGUAAAGAAGCUGCUUGUGUUUGUAUUAAUAGAUGAAGUUCUUGUUGGGACCCCCACCUGAGUUUUCUGUACAUAUUAUUACCACAUAUUAGUAAACCUUUCACCAUGCUUUCUUAAGUAUCAGUGAGACA
Molecule: messenger RNA, 1968 nt
Organism: Prunus avium (sweet cherry)
Lineage: Eukaryota; Viridiplantae; Streptophyta; Magnoliopsida; Rosales; Rosaceae
Product: putative E3 ubiquitin-protein ligase XBAT35
Molecular function (GO): protein binding
Source: RefSeq, a predicted model, not a curated record